This is a messenger RNA of Sesamum indicum (sesame), 3619 nucleotides long. RefSeq lists its product as uncharacterized. The record is from RefSeq and is a predicted model, not a curated record. NCBI's taxonomy places the organism in Eukaryota, Viridiplantae, Streptophyta, Magnoliopsida, Lamiales, Pedaliaceae.
GUUAAGCUCGCGUCUCACGCGAACAAUUCCAAUUCAUCUCUUUUGAACCUCACAAUAUUCCACCAUCAAAUAAGACAAAAGAAAAAAAGAAAUGACCAAAAACAAACAAUGUUGAAUGAGACGUCCGCUUCAAACUGAAAGAUCCAGUAAUUACUACAACAAACUUCCUCCACACUCACACACCCUUCAGCAUUCAUCACGUUAAACACACACAACAAACACUAUGCAUCGACAAAUAAAAAUUUAAAAAGAUAAAAAUAGAUUCAGCCCCUUUGAUACUGGAGUGGUGAGUAUUGAAUUUUUAUCUUGAUCCGAGAGAAAAAGAAGAAGAUAAUUAGCAUGGAGGUGCCCCAGAAAACAUGGAAUCACCAUGAAAAGAAGAAAAUGGUGAUCAAAAUAGGUGGCGGUGGCGGUGGUGGUGCUGUUGGGGCUGUUGUUCUCUUGGGCGGAGCGUUGGCCACUGCUGCUUUGGCCUCAGCCUUUAUAGUCGGGAAGCAGGGGUGGAGCUCCAGCAAGGACCGCCGCCGCCACCAGAGUCCACCACCGGAGAUGAGGAAGCAGAAUGCACAAGAUGAAGCAAAUAAAGGGCAGCAGUUUGUGAUUUCACAUGUGUAUGAUCAUCCAAGCAAUGGAACAACGAAAGAGGUUGAGUCAGACGACAAUAGCGGCUUGUUGGUUUCUAAACAGAGCUCGUCACUGGAUGAGAAGCCCAGGAUUGAAAUCAAUGGCGGAAAACCAGGCGAUGCUGCUGAUGCAAGUCAGGAAACUCUCGGUUCCAUCAGUCCCAAAAAACUGGAAAACAAUGCUACUUCUGCUAUAGUCGAGGAAGGAUUUUCUACGUUGGAUGAGAGAUUGCCUUUUGAGUCCAAGAAUAUGAUGCAUGAAAGUGAACUCGGAAUUCAUAUAACCAAAGAAGAUUUUGCUUAUGAAAUCCCUGAAAAAAGCAAAAAUUCCGAGCAAAUUCAUAUUGAAGAAGUCGGGGCAGAAAGAGAAGCCAGAGAUGAUGUUAAAAUUGAAAGGAUAAACCGCAGAGAAGCUUGUGUUGUGACUCAGAUGCAACCAAGAGGAGAAGAAAAUCCUGAGGUAUGCUAUGACCAAGGGGAGAUUGAGGUAACUAUAGUGGAUAAUGCUGUUGAGGGAGUUCAUAUUGAUGGAAAGGAGAUUGAGGACGUAACCAUGGUAGAUAAUGCCGUUGAGGGAGUUCAUAUUGAUCCAAAGGAGAUUGAGGUAGCAAAAGUAGAAAAUGCUGUUGAGGGAGAUCAUAUUGAUGAAAAGAAGCGCCAAAAUGUCUUAGAAAAAGAAUUGGAAGAGCUGUGUGGUGAUAGUAAAGAAAUCAGUGAGGAUGCACGUGAAGAAGCCAUUCAGAAAACUGAGGAGAAUGUGGGUACCAGCACCAUUAGUUCUCUGUCAGAAACCAUUGCUUCUGAUGUCCAUAGUGAAGAUGGGGAAAAACCUCUCCUGUCCGUUGUUGAAAGUCCCAUCCUGGAGCAUGAACAUGUGAAUCGUGAUGAGGGAGAAAGUGGCAUGCCCAAUAAGAUUGUGGGAAUAAUUCAAGAGGAUAACACUCUUGAAGGAAGUCGAGAUUUGGUGAAAGAACAGGAAAAAUGUGAUCAACCUGAUGAAGGAAGGAUUCAAGAAACACGUGAGGAAUUAGGAUUGACAGGUGAAGCUAACCAGAGUAACCUGCAAAUUGAAGUGGGCGAGCCAAAAAUCCCACGUGAGAGGAAAGAAGAAAAUGCCUGCACAGAUCACCCAAUUCCAACCACCACAGAAAAGAGGGCUUUUGGUGUGCCAUUGCUGAAAGAAGAGCUGAUUUCCCAUGACGAUGUUGAAGUUACAAAAGAGGAUGCAAAGAAUGAGGAAGUUGCUGAAAGCCUGGAGGUGAAUGAGAGCACCGCCUCGAUACAGUCUACUCUUAGUCAGCCAAAAGACAGUGGAGAUGAUGUUGAGAGUAACAUCGAAAAGGAAGUCAAGGAAGAAUUGAUCUCCCCAGAACAUACUGAGGCUGCAAAAGAGGAUUUUGCAAAUGAGCAAGUUGCCGAAAACGUGGAUGUGACCGAAAACAAGACCUCCCUGCAACUUGGUGUUGAUGAGCCUAAACAACAUGAAGAUGAUCUCAACAGGAAGACUGGGGAGGAAGCUGAGGACUCAUCUGCGACAAUCAACACAGCAAAGAAGGUGAACGAGAACAACAUCUCCAUACAGUCUGCUUUUUUUCAGCCAAAAGACAGUGAAGAUGAUGUUCAGACAAACAUCGAAAAGGAAGUUGAGGAAGAGCUGAUGUUCCCUGAAAAUACUGAAGCUACAACAGAGGAUUUCACAAAUGAGGGAGUUGCCAAAAACGUGGAUGUGGAUGAAAACAAGACCUUUGAGCAAUUUGUUAUUGGUCAGCCUAAACAACACAAAGAUGAUGCCCAGGAAAACACUGCAGAGGAAGUUGAGAACUCAUCUGUGAUAAUGGACUCCAGCAUUGCUGCAACAAAGGAUGAUUCCUUUACGGAAAUGGAUGAAGAUGGUGAAAAGGAGAUCUCUGAGAAAUUUAUUGUUGGUCAGCCUAAACAACACACAGAUGAUGUUGAGGGAAAUACUAUGGAGGAAAUUGAGGACUCAUCUAUGAUAAUCAACACAAGCAUUGCUGCAACAAAGGAUGAUUUGACUAUGGAAAUGAAUGAAGAUGAAAAGGAUGAAGAUAAUGACAAGACCUCUGAGCAAUUUGUUGUUGGUCAGCCUAAAAAACAUGAAGAUAAUGUUGAGGGAAACACUGAUGAGGAAGUUGAGGACACAUCUGUGAUAAGUGACACAGGCAUUGCCACAGAAAAGGAAGAUUCGUUUAUAGGAAUGAAAGAAGAUGAUGAAAAAGGUGAAGAUAAUGUCAAAGAUUUCCAGGAUGAGACAUAUUCAUCAGAUGAAGUGGAAGAGAGCUCAGUGGAAACCGGUGAUUCUUCCACAGAAUCCAACUCGGAUGCAGUUUGGCCAGCAGAAUCACGGCAGGAGGCCUCCAGGGAACCUCAAGAAGUGAAGUUGAUUGACCAAGAAGUAGAAGGAAAGAUUCAAGAAGAUAAAGCAGGCAAAGAAGGUGAAAAUGACUUCCAGAAAAGCAAGGGAAAUCGGGAGAAUUCCUAUUAUGAAGCCCACAGAGUGAAAGCGGGAGGGCGCAAUUCCAAGAAGAGCAGUGAAAACUUCCCCACCGUGCUUGAUAGUAGCCAAUUUCCUGAUGGAAAAGGCGAGUCGGAAAAGACUUUUAUCAAGAAGUACGUAGCAAAUGCAAGCAGGCGGAUGAUGCUAAUUGCGGCUCUCUCUGUGCUAACAUCACUCUCAUGCUCCUGGUUCUUUGGCUUAUCCUCCGUCAAGCUCUGUCUCAUUGUCUUCUUGACCAUGGUUCUGACCAAAAUCCACGGCUACUGAAUGGUCGGGAAGCUUACUUAUAUGUACUGAAAUGGAAGAGAUAGCAGCUAUGAACCGCCAGCCUGAAACCGAACAAGAAAGGCACGAAAAUAAAAGCGUUCAAUUUAACAGAUGCUAUGCUAGUUUUAUUUGAUCCACUGGAUGACAAUUUUGCCCAAGGAUUGAAUAAUGUAUUUCCAUACUUAACCUCUUAAUCCCAUAUGAUCUUUUCGUA